GCAUCCCGCAGCCCCGCCGGGGAUGCCGCCGCCCGCCGGGCCCUGAGCGCCGGGACGCCGGCGGACGCCGGCCCCGCUCCGCCGUGCCUCGCCCGGCCCGACCCCACCGGAGCUGCCGCCACCGGCCCAGCCCGCUCGGAAAAUGGAGGUCGUGGAGGCCAGCACCCUUCAGCAGGAGAGGCUGCAGGCCAUUGCGGAGAAGCGGAAACGUCAGACGGAGAUCGAGAACAAGCGGCGGCAGCUGGAGGAUGACAGGCGGCAGCUGCAGCACCUCAAGUCCAAGGCUCUGCGGGAGAGAUGGCUGCUGGAGGGAGCCCCAGCCUCAGGCUCCGAGGAGGACGAAGCCAUGAAGAAGCAGAUGCAGGAGGAUGAGGUGAAGACCAAGGAGCUGGAGGAAACCAUCCAGAGGUUGGAGAAGGAGCUGGAGACACUGGAGAAUGGCAGCUCAGCAGCUUCCACCAAGGAGAACCUGGCAGAAGUGGCAGCACCAGCCAAGGAGGAGAAGGCAGAGCCCAUCCCCAACACACAAAAGAGUCCCCUGGGCACAGUCAAGGCUGAGAAGAAGGUUUCCAGCAGCCCCAUGAAGGCGGUGGAAGGCACUGACAUGAUGAAGGCAGCCAUGUACUCGGUGGAGAUCACGGUGGAGAAGGACAGAGUGACUGGGGAGACCAAGGUCCUGUCCAGCACCACCAUGCUCCCCCAGAACCACUGUCUGCAGGGGGUCAAAGUGUACGAGGAUGAGCUGAAAGUGGUGCACGCAGUGAGCGCCGAGGAUGGGGCACUACAGAACGGUGCCCACCCCCUCAGCUCCUCCGAAGUCGAUGAGCUCCUGCAUAAGGCAGAUGAGGCCACCCUGAGCGAAGCUGCUGGGCGUGAGGCCUCAGCCAAGGCCGGUGGGGAGGCUGGCAGUGCCCCGGGCAGCCAGAAGCCAACGCCACGACGGGAGAUCACGGGGCUGCAGGCCAAGCCACGGGAAAGCACCACGGUGCUGCCAACGGGCGAGGGGGUAGAACCGAGCCGAGAGCAGCCUGUCACCAUGAUCUUCAUGGGCUACCAGAACGUGGAGGACGAGAACGAGACCAAGAAGGUGCUGGGGCUGGAGGGCACCAUUAAGGCCGAGCUGGUGGUGAUCGAGGACGCCGAGAGCAAGCCGGAGCCGGCGCGCAAGGACCACGCACCGCCCAACGGCACCGCGCUGGAGCCAGCAGCUGCCCAGCCGGUGGGGGAGGAGGGCCCGGGCGGGCAGAAGCAGGGCGCCAACGCCACAGAUGCCAAGGAGGCGGAGCAGGAGACGGACGUGAAGAAGCAGCGCUGCAAGUGCUGCACGGUGAUGUGAGCCCCGCCGGCCCCCCACCACCGCUGGAGCAGGAUGCCCCCGCCGAGCCCCCUCCGCCCCGGCCCCCGCUAGCCAGGCCCGCUGCCCCGGCACGCCGGGCCCCCUCUCCCGCCACACACGGACCCUCCUUCUGCAGAACCGGGGAGAUCCAACCAGGCGCAGCAGGCAGCAUCGAACCACGGCACUGCUCACCCCAUCUGCCCGCGCUGCAUCCCCACCAGCGCUGCCCGUGAUAUUUAUUAGAGACCCCCUGGCCCCGCGCCGCGCCCACCCCUCACCCUGCGCUGGAGCCCUCCUGCCACCAACGCUGGAGUCUGUCCCUCCUCUCACCGGCAACUUCCCACCCACUGUCAGAGGACAGAGCCGGCUGGGCUGGGGGAUCGGAGGACACCGAUGCAUCCGUAGAUGACUCCCGGGAAGCCGGUGGCCAGUGAGACCUCUGCUUGGUCCAGCCCACGGUGGGCACAGAGUCAGCCCCAUGCCAGUCCCUGUCUCCAGACCUCCAGCAUCCACUUCUCCCGCGGGGAAAGGCCCUGGGCUGUUUCACUUCGGCUGCCCGUGAGCGUCCCUGCUCCAUCCCACAUCCUUGUCCCUCCACUCCCGGACUCCCCAAGCCACGAGUCCCUCUGCGAUGGAGCAUGUCCAGGCGAGGGAGGGGCAUUGAGGGCAGUGUCCCCUCCACGAUGCUCAGCUGGGUCAGGAACUCACAGGGGGCCGUGGGGUCAGCUCCAGUUUGUCCCCAGGGCUGUGGGUGAUUAUACUCUUCUGCCCUGGACUCAGCUCCCCGUGCAGGAGCUCCUUGCCCUGGCACUCGCAGUGACACCAAUGCCGCAGGCUCCUGCGGGGCUACUCCUCCAUCUCGGCUGCCAGGGCUGUACCAGGCGAGGGGGAUGAGCAGAGCUGUGAGCAGUGCCAGGGUCCUCCUAGGGUGACGUGGGUGGUGAUGGCAGCGAGGGAAGGGGAGCUGGAGGAGCUCAGCCUCCCGGGGACUGGGAUGGGGAGGGAGCUCCAGUACCUCCUCAUGGCAGCGGGAGGGUGACCCAGCACCGUGUGCCCUCCCCAUUCUCCUGCCCGGCCACAGCAGCUCUGCAGAGCAGCCUCCCGGGGCCCUGGGCUGCAGCUCCAGAUUCCCCAGUCCGGGAGCUGCUGGGGAUCCCACAGAGAGCAUCCUCAGGAUGCCCUGUCUGUGCCAGGACUGUGAGCAGCCCUCCUUGCCCCCCCUCAUGCCCCAGCCCUUCAGGGGGGAUUUCACCACCAGCACCAGCGUUUCUUCCCCACUGAGACUCUCUGGGGAGGGCAGGGGGGGCACCCAUGGGUGCUGAGCCCUGUCCAAACCCUGCAUACUUCUACCACAGGAGCUGCCACAUCUCAUGGGCACUGGGUAUAUGGCUUCUGCUGAGUCCACUCCCUGGGUCCAGCAAGCCAAGGGCUGCCCCAGGGGAGGUCCCAUCUCCUGCCAGUCCUGCCCAAACACUUGGGGACUCAGAGUCCUGUGUGCAAGGGUUGCUUCUGCUGCCCAGUGCCCCACGUCUGCUGCCUCUGAGGAUGGGGUUGGCAGUGCCCGAUGCCUGCACCCUGGGGGCAUGGGAACUAUGAGCGGGGAGCAGCCAGGCAGGAGCGCAGCCCAGCUGCCAGUACAGAGAUCCUCAUCUGAGUGUGACUGGGUCUCUGCUGCCAAGUGCAUCUGGGUGAGUGCCCAGGCAUCCCCCAAGCCCCCCAGCAAAGUGUGGGCAGAGCAACCCUUGCCCUGCCCUGCCCUGCCCUCUGGGAUAUGGGUGGCAGAACAGCCAGGGAUUGAUUUUAGCUCCCAACGUUUUCUUGCCCCCACCUCUCUUGUGUGAGCAGUGACCCCCACGAGUCAUCCCAGUUGCCCCCCACUUACCACCCAGGUUGCAGUUUUAUCCCAAGUGGCAUCACUGCAGGGACUGGGGAGGGGCUGGUGCCAAGGCCGGGAGCUGUUGGAGGUUCACAGUGCUGCUGUGCCAGUCCUGCUGUGGAGACUCCAGCCCAGAGCCGCAGCUGGGCACUGAAAGCCUCUUUGAAGAGGCAAAGUUGGGGAAGGAGUGGGCCAGGGCUGGCACCCCCGAGGAAGGGGGAGCCUCUCCUAGGGGCAUUGCUGGAGCCCCAUUGCCAGGGCCUGGAUGCUGUGCAGCUCUUGCCCCAUAGAUCCUGGGGGACUGGCCUAGGGCAUGGUGUCUGGCCAGGCUGCACAUCACCUCCCCCCCCCCGCCCCCACUGGGGACCAGCAUCACCUGCCCCAUGCCACCCUGCACCCUGCAAUCCUCCCCGACCCCAAGCUGGGACCCCCCUCUCCCACCCUCAGCACCCAUCCCCUGCCUGCGUUUUGGGUGGCUUCGGACCCAGCGCCAGCCCCCAGCCUCAUCUGGCCUCCGCGGUGGCAGGGAGCAGGAUCAGGCCCCGCGAGGCCAGGGUUGGCAGGGGCUGAGCACCGCCCCCGCCCCUCCCAGUGCACCCCAGCCCCAUCCCUGCUGCCCUCUGCCUGGCCCCGCUGAAGUGCACUUCCCGCGCUCCUGAGCUUUCCACUUGUGCCGAAGCCGUUUGAAGUUUUCUCCCUCCCCAGCCCUCCCCUGAUGUUUGUAAAACCGAGCAAAUAAAACUGUGUGACCAACCA
Messenger RNA from Pogoniulus pusillus (Red-fronted tinkerbird), 3968 nucleotides. RefSeq names its product paralemmin (gene PALM). The record is from RefSeq and is a predicted model, not a curated record. The transcript has 9 exons. Gene Ontology annotation, biological process: regulation of cell shape. Lineage: Eukaryota; Metazoa; Chordata; Aves; Piciformes; Lybiidae. Bases 143 to 1336 code for a protein of 397 amino acids. Gene Ontology annotation, cellular component: plasma membrane.